AUGACAUCCAACCAAUCGCGCACACUUGUCAUACUCGGAAAGACCAAUGCUACCGUAGGGCAUGAUAUGCAAUCAUGUACUGUGCAUAUUCAGGAAGUACAAAUUACGGACCCCGAAAUAACGGGUAUCGUUGCUAUACCCAAUCCAUCCUUGCUUAUCAUCGAUACGCCUGGUUUUGAUGACACCAAAAAGGACGACGUGGUAAUUCUCACCAGGAUUGCGAAAUGGCUCAAAAAAUCGCACGGUAUACACUCUUUAGUCGGCGUUAUAUAUCUUCACGACAUUUCCCUCGACCGCUUCACCGGCACAGCGAAACGAAACUUGGACAUGUUUCAAAAGCUCUGUGGAAAAAAAGCCUUCAAAAAUGUCGCAAUCGGAAUGACGAAAGGAAGUCGCGUCAACGAUUCUGGGGCAUUGCAAAGACGCACCGAAUCGCUGAAGCGCACACAGUGGAACCAUAUGAUAGCAGAAGGCGUUACAGUUUUUUCUAUUCCUGAAAAGGACUCUAGGGAGGACUCCAGGAAGGUCGUAAAACAUUUGCUGUCCAAUUACAGUCAGAGCACCGUGCUCCAGAUACAGGACGAGUUGAUCAAGAAGAAGUUACUUGUACCUAAUACCGAAGCUGGCCUAGAGCUUUCCGCUACCAUCAAGCGACUCAUUGACGCCCACAAGCAGUACACUCAAUUUAGUACUGCAUCUAACCUCGAAGAGGCUAAACGGGAAAUCGAGAGGUUAUCCAAGCAGCUGAAGGAAUUGAAAAUUCCCCUCUCCAAGCGCAUUAUGAGUUUGUAA
Messenger RNA from Psilocybe cubensis, 792 nucleotides. RefSeq lists its product as uncharacterized. The coding region runs from base 1 to 792 and encodes 263 amino acids. Gene Ontology annotation, molecular function: GTP binding. The record is from RefSeq and is a predicted model, not a curated record. Lineage: Eukaryota; Fungi; Basidiomycota; Agaricomycetes; Agaricales; Agrocybaceae. The transcript has 4 exons.